GUCAACUAUCAUUAUUUAUUAUUUUAAAUUAUUAUUAUUAUUACUAAUGAACUACUUUCGGUUAUGAGGUCAGGUGAUCUCAGUUUUCUAUACGGAUUAAUAUUGAUUUAUUUAAAUUACCUAUUUAUUUAUUGUAACAAAAUAAAAAGAAGAGAAUUUCUAGGGGAAGAAAAUAGAUGAGCUAGCGUAAUUUGGCAACUUAAAACGUCCUUGUUAAGGAAAGACCUUGGAGCAAAUAUGUUUCCUUUUCAGUUCGUAUUUAUCAAAGAUUUUCAGUUUGAAAUUCAAAUAAAGUCCUUUCGGAUUGAAAUUAAUGACGAAAUUGUCAAGUACGGGCUGUAAGAACGGAGAAGUGAUAAAGAAAAAACUGAUAACCUACCUUAUCAACAAAAUCUGAGAAUCUGCUGCUAGACAUUAGCGCCUCAGGCGCCAAUGUAGUGCUAGUAUACGUUUAAAUCAUGAAUAUCAUUUUAAGAGAACAUUCCUUUUUCGAUAAACUGUGAUAUACCUAGUUUCAAUCGUUUAAUUAGUUAUCGAGCCUACAAAUCGCCUUUAUUCUAAUUUCAUAUCAGACAUGGAACACUUAAUGGAUCGUUCAUACAUGUAAAUAUUGAAUACAACCUUCAGAAGUUGUUUUACAGUGCUUGACAGCAAUUAGCUCGUCUUUUUUAUUUUGUUAAUUAUUGAUUAAGUGAUUUUGAUUGUGUUGUGCAAUAUUCAAUGACUCAGGAAGUGGUUUAUUAUUAUUUAUAUUUUUCUUUUUAUCUAAAACCUAACCUCUACAUAUAUAUGUAGCUAAAAUUAUUUUCUUCGAAAAAUGUCUGAAGAUAAUGGAAAUAAUCCCUUUUACCAAUUGUUUGGUAACACUGAUGGGGAAAAUAGUACUCAAUCCGAAAAAUCACCGGAGAGAGGUGAUUCCGAACAAGAACAAAUUUCUCAAGAGAUCAAUAAAAUUGCUGAGGAUGUUUUUGGAAUCACCCUUCAAGAAAAUAAUGUUUCUUUAACAUCAGGCCGAGUAGGACAAUUAAUAUAUAUCGAAGGAACUCCAGCGAUUGUCGACAUUGACACGCUUAAGUUUUCUGUUUUCGAAAGGAUUUUACUCACUGAUCCUUCAAAACAUUUAAUUAAAAGCAAAGUGGUGAAACUGAGAAAUGAGAGAACUGAAGCUCAUGUCAUUCAAACUCAUAGUAUAUUAUAUUUAUUUGAAUGUUUCAAACGAUUGAACCAUUUGAUAAGAAGCAAAACAAACAAUCUUCCAAUAGAAACUUUAGAAAACUUGACUGCAUAUGUAGUGGAAAAUGUUUCCACUGCUCUCCGUCAACCCGCUUUAUUUGAAAUGCAAAAUAUUUAUAGACAGGUCAUUACACUCUAUGAACUAGAAGAAACUUCUGAAGUUACCAGUUUUAUUAAUGAGUUGGCCCAAUUAAUGUUAAACGAAGAUGAAGGAACUUUGUACGAUGCAUUUAGCCCUAUUUUAAAUGAAGUUCAUUUAGAUUUUUCUCGUGCCUUAGUUAUAAAUUUUCCCCGAUCUCAUUUUAUUUUGUUAAGUUCUUUCGUUUCCAUCCCAGCCCUGGCAGAGGUCGUUGUUACAUAUUCUAUGCCUGCUAAUACCGAAAGAGGAUUAGCUUACGCUGAGACACUAUUUGGAGUGAUACUUAAUCUAUCAUGUCUUCCAAAGACCGUGGAAGGAUUUAUCGAAUACUUUGAAAGCCCCUUAGAAGCUGCUCUGAAUGCAUUAGACAAUAAUCUAUGGACUGCCAUGGGGGAACUAUGUGAAAGGUUUCAUAGUCUUAUUGAACAGAUUCUUCGUGGUUCACCAAAUCUUAGGAAGAAAGUUCUUCAGUGGAUAGGAGGUUGUUUAGACUCCAACCUUCCUCGAGGUCGUAUCUCAGCAACUACAAGUUUAGGUCUACCUGGAGCGGUGGGAUGUGUCAGUGAUGGCUUCUCUAUAAAUCUGGCAUCAGUUCUAUUGAGGCUUUCGCAGCCUUUUGUUAAAGAUCAGAGAAAACUUCUCAAAAUUGAUCCUACAUAUCCUGCUUUUAAGGUGGACAGAACAAACAAAGAAGCGAUGGAUAAUGCUGGAGUUCAUUGCACGACUCUGCAUAACGAAACAUGUUUACAACCAACUGAAUCAGGAGAGAAGAAACCUCUUUCAACUGUUCCGUUCUCUUUUAUCACUGAAUGUUUUUUUCUUACUCAUAGAGCAUUAGACCUCAGCGUUCGGGUUUUACUUGAAAGAACUCAGCAAUUAUACCAGGAAAUAGGAAGGCUACAACGGGCCUUGAACGAGGCAAGAUCUCAACCUAGGGAGGAAAUAAUUGAAACAUUCCGAGAAAGAAUGGAAAUGGAAAUGUCCAGGUACCUGUGUAUGAGAUGCGCUCUUCUUGAACCAACGAUGGUGAGGAUGCUGGGACAGUUUGAAGUGGCUACAUCAGUUUGGCUGAUACAAGUGAUUCUCGACCCCGUUACAGAGGAGAGGAACUCUUAUACACCAGUAGUUCACCGGCAGCUGGCGUUCCCUCUGCCAGAAUACGGACCACCGAUACUCAAGUGUAUACCUGAGUUGGUUGUGGAAAGUGUUGCAUGGUAUUUGAAGUUGGUGAAGUCUUACUCACCACAAUCACUCGAGGAGGGUGGUCUUGCUCUGAUGGAGCCACUUCUGUCGCUGCUGCUGGUCAUGAUGGGAUCAAAAAGACGAGCUAGCAAUCCUCACCUCCGCGCAGAACUAGCUCAAUCCCUCGAAUGCCUUCUUCCAAGAGAUCAGGGGCAGGUUCCUACUCUCGACCCGAAUCCUCUGGGUGUCUUCUACAGAGAAAGGCUUUUUAUUGACCAUCCUCACAAGACCCAGAUUGUUGUUUGCCUUAUAAAUGUUUUCGUCUCAAUUGAAAUGACUGGAGAGGGUGUUGCUUUCGAACAAAAAUUCAACUACAGGAGACCAAUGUAUACUGUAAUGGACUAUUUAUGGAAUAUAGAAGAACACAGAGACGUUUUUAAACAGCUCGCUCAAGAUGCGGAAAUAAACAUGGAAGAAGUCACCCCUCCUCUCUUCCUCAGAUUUCUCAACCUUCUGAUGAAUGAUGCCAUCUUUCUCCUUGAUGAAGCACUUUCUAAUAUGGCACAAUUGCGUACUCUUCAAACAGCCAGGGACGCAGGAGAAUGGGAAAGGCUGCCCCUAGAUGAGAGAGAUCGAAAUGAACAUAUAUUUAGGCAGAUAGGAAUGACAGCGAGGUUUGAUAAUAUUCUAGGCCAAGAAACGAUACACACGUUGGAAUAUAUGAGCUCAGAAAUUAAGUCGAUAUUUUGCCAUCCGAUGAUGGUGGAAAGGAUUACUGCUAUGCUCAAUUAUUUUUUGUAUCAUUUGGUCGGACCUAACAAGAAAAAUUUGAAGGUAAAAGAUCACGAAGAGUAUAUGUUUAACCCUGGUGCGAUAGUCAAAGACAUUUGUGGUAUUUAUAUUCAUUUAGGUUCUAGUACUGAAUUUUGCUCAGCUGUUUCUAAGGACGGCCGUUCAUACAGCCCUCAACUAUUUACGUUAGCAAGUGAUGUAUUGGUUCGUGUCGGUGGUGGUAUGGAAAUGGUAAUGGAACUUCAAAGAGUUUCCGAAGAAGUGGCCAGAUUGGCUUCUAUUCAGCAGGGCGACGAGGAACUUCUAUCUGAAGCACCAGAGGAAUUCCUCGACCCCAUUAUGUCUACGCUAAUGACGGACCCUGUUAUACUUCCUUCGUCAAGGGUUAACAUUGACAGGUCUACUAUUGCAAGACACUUGCUGAGUGAUCAAACAGAUCCUUUUAACAGAUCACCGUUAACAAUGAAUAUGGUGAAAUCGAACACCGAACUAAGGGAAAAGAUUGAAACUUGGAUAGCGGAAAGGAAGAGGCAAGCUUGUUCCUCGAGUAAACAAUGACAUUAUAAAUAUUUAUCUGUAACAUGUUGUACAUUACAAGUAAAUAAUAAAUUAAUAUUUAUAUAGCAAAAUAUAAUAAUUUUAUUCAAUUUACAUCAUUAAAUAACAAAUAUAUUAUUUUAAAUGUU
Molecule: messenger RNA, 4032 nt
Organism: Nezara viridula (southern green stink bug)
Lineage: Eukaryota; Metazoa; Arthropoda; Insecta; Hemiptera; Pentatomidae
Source: the annotation of a GenBank genome assembly